AUGGCUGGAUCAAAGAUCCGCAGUCCGAAACGUUCCUCGGCUGUCACUUCACCUGCCGGCUCUACCAGUUCCCAUCAAAAUCCUAGGGACCUGUUGAAUCAGGCAGCGGAAUUUGUUAACUGUUUCCAAAAUAAACAAGCACUGCGUUUAUAUGCGUCUGCACUUUCCCAACUCGAUCGUCUACAACCGACAGAGGAGAACCAAAUGCUGAAAAUUGAAGCUCUUCAGUCCUUUGGUUUUCUUUUGCUUGAUGAAGGAAGGUUCGAAGAGGCAAAAGAGAAUCUUCAAAAAGCCGUCGAGCUGUCCCCAGACGAAGGGUAUGAGAAAUACAUGUACUUGGCUCAAAUGUCGAAAGGUUCAGAAGCUGUGGCUUUGUACCAGGUCGGCAUCGAUAUUAUCAAAAGAUCUCUUGAAGCUACAAGUGAAACUGAUAUUUCAAUUCAAGAAAAGCUAAAGCGUGCCUUGUCAAAUGCCUAUUGUGCUAUCUCGGAAAUCUACACUACGGAUCUGUGUGAUGAACCCGAAGCCGAGUCAUGCUGUUUAGAGGCGGUUGAAAAUGCAAAGCAAGCGGACGAAAGUAAUCCCCAAGCCUGGCUCUCCGCUGCGAAUGUGCUGGCCAUAAAAGCUCGAGACGAUGAGGCUAGACAGGCCCUGGAAAAGUGUCAUUCACUUUAUUGGCCUCGAGUAGAGCAGGCCAUUUCAACUAUUCGGUCUCGUGAAAGUGGAAGCGCCAAUGCUGUUGAUAAUGACGAAGAAAUUGGCGCAUUCGAUUUGGAGGAGCUUUCGGGAAUUCCCUUUGGAGCACACCUUCAAAUGGCCACAUUGAUGAUGGAGUUGGACAUGUUCGAGCGUGCUGCGGAGAUUCUUGAAGCAAUGCUUGAAGAAGAUGACGGAGAUGUUGAGAUCUUUUAUUUUCUCACUGUUAUUGGGAAGAAGCUUUGGGUGAACUCUGAUCCUGACCGAUUGAGGCACGUAGCCGAAGCCACCAGAGAACUCUCGGCGAAAAAUGGCGACAUCGAGACGGCAAAAGAAAUGGAAGAACUCCUCGCUACUCUUCCUCGAAAUGGUAAGAGUCAGUUUUUAAAAAUGAAAUAA
This is a messenger RNA of Hydatigera taeniaeformis, 1095 nucleotides long. The record is from the annotation of a GenBank genome assembly. NCBI's taxonomy places the organism in Eukaryota, Metazoa, Platyhelminthes, Cestoda, Cyclophyllidea, Taeniidae.